Molecule: messenger RNA, 1701 nt
Organism: Salvia miltiorrhiza (redroot sage)
Lineage: Eukaryota; Viridiplantae; Streptophyta; Magnoliopsida; Lamiales; Lamiaceae
Product: cold-regulated protein 28
Exons: 4
Coding region: 271-1053 (260 amino acids)
Biological process (GO): response to cold; regulation of circadian rhythm
Source: RefSeq, a predicted model, not a curated record
ACCCAAAAAAAAAAACGGAAAAAGGAAGCGGCAAGUGAAGACAACUGGGGAAAAAAUAUCUGACUGGCGUUGGUUGUUGUAGAUAUUUAUCAGCCUUGGUCUGACGUGGCACUCAACUGCUGCUAUUGACACGUGUAAAAGCGUUUCCAUGUGGAGCCUUCACUCUCUCUCUCACACCGCCUCUCUCUCUCCCAAAUUUUGGCCAAGGGUUUGUCUUCUCCUUUCAUUUACCCAGAUAUUUUUCUUCUGUUUGAUCACCACAAUCUGCUCAUGGAAGGAAUUUUGGGUUCGGAGACUCAGCGUCGGCCUCUGGCGGUGGCGGCGGCUGAUACAGUUUGCGACUACCACUUGAUUCGGUCGAACUCGGAUGCAUCGUCCUUGACUGUUGAGAACUGCAAGGAUCCCUUUCGCCAUUCGAAGAAUGUGACGCCGGAUGAAUGCACAGCAUGGACAAAUGGGAAACACAAUUCAUAUCUCUAUCAUUUGGAAAUGUCAUUUGUUGAACAGUUGUACCAAUCGAAAUCUGUGCUUGCACGAUGCUCAGGGCACAACUUGAGAGACAUAAAUAUAUCUCGGAAGCAGUUGAUCAAUUUGAACAAUGCUUCUAACCAGUAUGAUGUUUCGCGUAAUAGAUGUUGGCAAAAGAGUAAGUGUGCAGUGGGUGAGCCUAUUCACAGUAGUACUUCAGCUGAUCCCCAUGCAUCUCUUGAGAAUAGGAGGACACACCAUUCCAAGCGUGUGGGUGUGCACUGUCAUCCAUCACUUACUAAAGUAUCCACAUCAAUGAAGCUUAUUAGGACAUGGAAACAAGGGGAAGGGAUGAUAUCUUAUGGAACACAAACAUGUUCACAGGACAUAAUUGACCUAUGUAGAGAGGGGACAGGUCAGAAUUUUAUGGAUGAAGACAAUCAAAGUACACUAAAUUCUGAGUCUCAAGCAAAAAGGUUGAAGAUAGCUUUAGAGGAUGGAUCGCAUCAGGAUCAAGUAAUGUGUAGAGUUGAAUUCUAUUUUGCAAGUCUUGUUAUGAAAAUAAACUCUUGGUUCUCUUCUUGAUCCUGGUGCCCUUUUUUUUGCAGAUUGUGUCUUCAAAGGAAUGGCAUCCAGCAGAUUGUGUGUUGAAUAAUUGAGACCUGUGCUUAUUCUCCAACUUGAAAUACAUUUUCACAUGGGAGCCCCUGUGGACAUUACUAUUAAAAGAGGAUCAUGAAGAUUAAAAUGAGGUUCAAGAUUUCAAGUUUCCCCUGGCAUUGCCCAAUCGAGGUAACAUAUAAAGUUGAGUCCAUGUGAGCUGAGCUGAUAGGAAGGACGUGAUCCCGUGGAAUUUUGAUAUCCUAAAACCAAGAACCAUAUCCUUUGUCGUAGUAGAUUACUAGGAACAGAAGCUUCAUGCAUGCACAAACUCAUUUACUUGACCUGUAGAUGAGAUGGAGAUGCAUAUGUAUAAUGAUUUAUAUAGUUACCUGUGUAAAGAAGCUGCUUUCUCCCUCCUAUGGAUUAUAGGUUAUGUGGACGGGGAUGUAAAUGGUCUCUAGAUGUCUAGGUGAACAUCCGUCUCCUGCUUUCAAUUUUGUGAGCUUUGUAGUUUAGUGUUGGGAGUCUUUUGCAUUUGCUUACUCCACAAAUGUAUAUAUAUUGUUGCUCUUUUAAAUUUUGAGUGAUAUUGCUAAUACAUUUUUGUGGGAGUAAGUAUUAUUUUCUCCA